Messenger RNA from Aspergillus alliaceus, 1168 nucleotides. RefSeq names its product U2 snRNP complex subunit HSH49. Gene Ontology annotation, cellular component: nucleolus; U12-type spliceosomal complex. The transcript is spliced from 3 exons. Lineage: Eukaryota; Fungi; Ascomycota; Eurotiomycetes; Eurotiales; Aspergillaceae. Bases 95 to 1159 code for a protein of 354 amino acids. Gene Ontology annotation, biological process: positive regulation of mRNA splicing, via spliceosome. The record is from RefSeq and is a predicted model, not a curated record. Gene Ontology annotation, molecular function: RNA binding.
CUAUCUCCAGUCUUGCGUUUUGCUUGGGGUUGCAGUUGCUGCUCAGACAGUCGUGUAUUAAUCGAUCACCGCUACGACGUAAGUCGGCGCCGCUAUGUCCGGCGCAAGGCAUUGGGAGCAGGAUAAAGAGGCCACUGUCUACAUUGGCAAUCUCGAUGAACGCGUCACGGAUAGCCUGGUAUGGGAGCUGAUGCUGCAGGCAGGCCGCAUCGUCAACGUUCAUCUGCCGAAAGAUCGAGUCACGCAGUCCCAUCAAGGCUAUGGGUUCGUAGAGUUUAUUAGUGAGGAGGACGCGGAAUAUGCGUCGCGAAUAAUGAACGGCAUUCGCUUAUACGGAAAGCCAAUACGCGUGAACAAAGCGUCUGCUGACAAGCAGAAGUCAGUGGAAAUUGGCGCAGAACUCUUUGUGGGGAACCUUGACCCCAUGGUCACGGAGCAGGUUCUCUAUGAUACAUUUAGCCGGUUUGGAAACUUGGUUAACCUACCGAAGAUUGCAAGAGAUGACAAUAAUCUAUCCAAGGGCUAUGGAUUUGUGUCUUUUGGUGAUUUUGAGUCUUCAGAUGCGGCCAUAGCGAACAUGAAUGGCCAGUACCUCAUGAAUAAACAAGUCUCGGUACAAUACGCCUAUAAAAAAGAUGGCAAGGGUGAACGUCAUGGCGAUCAAGCUGAACGUAUGCUAGCUGCGCAAGCCCGCAAGCAUAACGUACGCCCGCCGACUCAGCCGCUACCAUCACCGUUUUCAGGUCCUGGAACCCCUAUGGUGCCUCCGGCUAUGGCCAACGGUGACAGUUCCAGGCCGAUCAGUACUGGUCCGCCAGAUCUGGGAAUGGGUAGAGGCGUUGUGCCUCCGAAUAUUGGCUUUCCAAACGUGCCCCCCCCGCAGCAACACAGAUCUGUUCCCCCUCCGACACCUUUAGCAAAUCCUCCUGCAGGCCUACCAGCACGGCCUCCUCCUUCGCAGGCCGGUUAUGGAGGCCCACCGCAGGCUUUCUUACCUCCAGGCUUCAACAAUACCACUCAACAACCAUCUUUUCCUCCACAAGCAGCGCCGCCGCCAGGCUUCGCUUCCCCCGGGUUUGGCCCUCCCACUGGAAAUGCUGGCCCUCCGCCCCCAUUGCCCCCAGGGUUUCAGCAGCCAGGUUAUGGCCGGGGGCGCUGAGCAUCCGGC